UCUCACUGUUGCGUGUAGCGUACGACGAAAACGGUAUUCCAUUUGUUUGACCUCAACUUGGGAACCUCUCAUAAAGAGUAAAACUCAUUCAAUGGUACUCAGUGCGAUUUAAAAUGGCUUCGCGGUGCCUUCACUUAUUGACUGUUGUUCCCUUCAUGUUGUUAUUGUUAUCAUCGGUUGAAUAUGUAACAUCAAUAAAAUGCUACUCAUGCACAUCGAAUACGGAGAAAGCGUGCAGCGAUCCAUUCAACAACGUUACGAUACCGGCCAGCUACUGUGACAUUACAACUUCCGUCUGUGUCAAACAGGUCCUUCCGGCUCUAGGAAUCAUUAAGGAGAGCACCUUCAGGGGUUGCGUUUCAGACGAGUAUUGCAAGCUAUUCUCGAACAAAUCGAAAUUCUGCACCACUUGUAUGGAUAAUUAUUGUAAUUCGGCAAUUAAAUUGCAGCCUUUGACAACGUUCAUACUCUUACCCAUUUCUUAUAUUUACAAACUGUUGAGUUAACCUUGCUACUGUUACCUUCCUUUGUUUUCUUUGUAUAUAAUUAUUGUUGUAAAGAAAAGCAGAAAUCGUUUUUCUCUAUCUUAGUUAGAGCUACCGUUUUCUAUUUUUGUAAUUAAUAGUUUAUAGUAAUUAGUUGGCGAAUUACUUAUAUAAUUUGUUAUUGAGAUAUACAAAUUUACGGCCUACUUUGACAACGCAACUGUAACAUGACGAAACUUCCACUUUAAAAUCACUAAAAUUUCUCCUAA
Messenger RNA from Photinus pyralis (common eastern firefly), 754 nucleotides. RefSeq lists its product as uncharacterized. The record is from RefSeq and is a predicted model, not a curated record. NCBI's taxonomy places the organism in Eukaryota, Metazoa, Arthropoda, Insecta, Coleoptera, Lampyridae. Bases 114 to 506 code for a protein of 130 amino acids. The transcript is spliced from 3 exons. Gene Ontology annotation, biological process: regulation of synaptic transmission, cholinergic; sleep; positive regulation of voltage-gated potassium channel activity.